Messenger RNA from Rhizoctonia solani, 1527 nucleotides. RefSeq names its product UDP-glucoronosyl and UDP-glucosyl transferase. The record is from RefSeq and is a predicted model, not a curated record. Gene Ontology annotation, molecular function: UDP-glycosyltransferase activity. The transcript is spliced from 8 exons. Bases 1 to 1527 code for a protein of 508 amino acids. Lineage: Eukaryota; Fungi; Basidiomycota; Agaricomycetes; Cantharellales; Ceratobasidiaceae.
AUGUCUGACACACCCUUGAGCCAUGUGGUAUUUGUUUCUGCACCUUCAUGGGGUCACCUGCGUCCAUCUCUGAAGACUUCACUUCGGAUGGUUGAGAAAUUUGACAGCAUUUUCAUAUCUUUCUUUGUGUACGACCUCGAAGUACCCAAAGCUAGGAAGUACCUCGCCGCUCAACCUUCGAAGUACUCGAGCCGAAUCGGGAUCAUCAAUGCUUCCGGAGAUGAAGUUCAGCCCGCGCUAUCCCCUGCCAAUCCUGUCGCAAUCAUCGAGUACUUGGAACAAGCAUUCAGCUCAUGGAUCGCCAAAGAGCUUCAAGAAACCGGUACAACCCAAAUCGAAGGUCGAACUGUCGCGAAGCCGAGUUGGAUUAUCGAGGACCUGUUUAAUGGAGGCGUGUCUUUGGCAUGCAAAGACGUACAUAACCUUCCGGUUGUGACAUGGUGGUCGACCACGGCGGCAUCCUUGAUCAGCCAACAAGGAAACAAGGAGAAUGGUCACGGAGGCAGGAUCUAUGAACAUCUGGUCCAGCAAAAAGGCACCCCACCGGCCGAACUGAGCAAAAUCUACCUUGAGAGCUUCUCAGAUCGACUGGUCUGUAUACCAGGGCUUCCGGUCCACCAUGAGUGGGAACUCGUUACUCAAUACCUUCCGUUCGCUCCUCCGCUUGUGUCAAGUUUGGCCGCAAGGCGAGAGAAUAUGCUCAAGUACAUUGAUGCGAUGAUUUGCUGUACUACACUCGAGAUGGAGCCUAUAUCUGCCGGUGCUCUUUCGAACGCGCUCAGCCAGCCCCUGUCACCAUUUUUCAUCGGGCCCGCCGUCGAUCUUCCUUCGCCACAGCAGCCCGAUCCUGAUUCGCCUGUAACUCAGUUCUUAGACCGCACAUACGCCGAAAAGGGAUCUCAUUCAGUUGUUUAUGUUGCAUUCGGAACUGUUUUCUUCCCUCCUCCAAGCUCAACCUCUCACCUCAUGGCUGCUCUGGACGAAAUACCCAAGGCCGGGCUGAGGUUCAUUUUUGCGCUUUCGUCUCGGGGUGCGCAAGUCGACCAAUCGUGGAUUGAUGCGCAUAUUCGGGCCGGAAACGCGAUCUUUCCAGAAUGGACGAAUCAAACUCAAGUGCUCGAACAUCCUGCGAUUCACUACUUUAUAUCCCACGGAGGAUGGAGUUCGUCUACCGAGGCUCUUGUACGAGGUGUUCCGAUGAUAUUUUGGCCGUUUGUCUCCGAUCAACCUGCCAAUGCUUCCCAAAUUGCUAGCGUGCACAACUGCGGAUUCGAACUGCUGCAAGUUCGCACCGGCCCCGCCAAGUCUGCAGCUUAUCGAAACGGCGCCGAGGUCAAGAUUGUGGGAUCUGAUGAUGCCGUCCGCGAAGAGAUGAGGGGCAUACUUGAGCUGACUAAAGGUCCGAGAGGAGAGCAUCAGCGGGCGAACACCAGGUUACUGGGGAAGGCUAUUGCAAACUCACUCGCUCCUGGUGGGAGUGCAGACAUCGAAUUGGAGAAAUUUGGUAAAAUGAUGGGUCUUUUGUAG